Fusarium vanettenii 77-13-4 is the source of this 2823-nucleotide messenger RNA. RefSeq lists its product as uncharacterized. Bases 1 to 2823 code for a protein of 940 amino acids. The record is from RefSeq and is a predicted model, not a curated record. NCBI's taxonomy places the organism in Eukaryota, Fungi, Ascomycota, Sordariomycetes, Hypocreales, Nectriaceae. The transcript has 7 exons. Gene Ontology annotation, biological process: amino acid transmembrane transport. Gene Ontology annotation, molecular function: amino acid transmembrane transporter activity. Gene Ontology annotation, cellular component: membrane.
AUGGAUAUUCAGACCAAGACAGAGGCCCAGGACUCGGCACAAUCGUCCAAGUCUGUCGAUUUCGAAGCUGCCGAUGAUACCCAGCUGGAGAGAGGACUCCAUGGCCGGCAUCUCCAAUUCAUCGCCAUCGGUGCUGCGGUGGGGACAGGCUUGUUCAUCGGAACGGGAAACGCUCUUGCAACUGCCGGACCUGUUUCUCUGCUCAUCGCCUUCAUCUUCGUCGGCAGCCUUCUCUUCUCAGUCAUGGUUGCUCUUGGCGAAAUGGCUGCCUACAUACCCGUUGCAGGCGCAUUCACAACUUAUGCGACACGCUUCCUCGAUCCCACAUUUGGUUUCGCCAUGGGCUGGGUUUAUUGGUUCAGCUGGACAAUCACAUUCGCCCUUGAGUUAACAGCCGCUGGUCUCAUCAUUCAAUACUGGGACGACAGCCUGAACAUCGGCAUCUGGAUUGCUGUGUUUUGGGUUCUCUUCACUGUUGCCAACUUCCUCCCUGUUAGGUGGUUUGGAGAAUUUGAGAUGUGGUUCUCCAGCAUCAAAGUCAUCACCAUCAUUGGCUUCGUGAUCUUUUCCAUCUGCGUCAACGCAGGUGUUGGCCAACAAGGCUACCUGGGCUUCAAGUACUGGGGCACGCCCGGUGCCUUUGCUGAACAUCUUGCAGAGGGCGCAACUGGCAAGUUCAUCGGCUUCUGGUCCGUCAUGAUCACUGCCGGGUUCAGUUAUCAGGGCUCAGAGCUUGUCGCCAUCGGAGCUGGAGAAACCAAGGAUCCCCAAAAGACGAUUCCUUCUGCUAUGCGUUGGACCUUUUGGGGUGUCUUCUCCUUCUUCAUUUCAACCGUCUUCUUCCUCGGCCUUAAUAUCCCAUACACAAAUGAGGGUCUUCUCAGCGAUUCUCAAGACGCUUCAGCUUCUCCCCUCGUCAUCGUCGCCCAACUUGCCGGAGUUCCAGUCCUCCCAUCCAUCCUCAACGCGGUGCUCCUUACCGCUGUUUUGACUGCCGCCAACUCGGAUGUCUACUCGAGCAGCCGUAUUCUCAUCUCUUUGGCUGACUCUGGCCACGCCCCAGCUUUCUUGAAGAAGACGAACCGCUUCGGAACACCUUACUAUGCGGUCGGGUUCUGUGCCAUCUUCGGAUUCCUGUCAUUCCUGAACCUGUCCAACGACGGCACAGUAGUGUUCAACUGGUUCCUGAGCAUCACGUCGGUUGCAGGAUUUAUCGCAUGGGCCAUCAUCAAUGUGUGCCACAUCCGUUUCAUGAAGGCCCUGUCUUUUUAUCAGAUCCCCCGAUCAAGUCUGCCAUAUGUAGCACCCUUCCAACCCUACCUAUCUUGCCAGAUGAUUCCCUACGGAAAUUACUCGCCCAGGCAACCCAAUACAGUCAAUCCAUUCUCUCCAACAAACCAAGGUGGACCCGACAUGAUGCCUUAUGGACUGAGCAUCCCUGAUGCUUAUUCCUUCGAGCCUCAACUUGUCAUCGCAAGUGCUGAUCAGGCGGGUUUCGAGAUGGCAGGGCAAUCGGCAGCCCAGGCGCUGCUACUGAGGUGUCUCUUCUUCUUGAUGGUCUUGUUUGUCCGAGCCGAGACGGAAAAGCCGGAUCUCCGAUGUCCGGAUUAUGUGGCUAACUACGCGCCUCUUGUCUGGCUGCAUUCUGAGGAUCCGUACAUGCCCAGCGACUUGCUCGCCCAUCUUCAACAUACGACACCGACAGUGCAAGGGCAUGCAAUUGACGGUAUCCCUUCAAUUAAUCUCGGCAACUUGGGGACUCUUAACGAGUUCGGAGAUGAAGAUGUUGCCCUGGUUUCCCAAGAUGAUCCUUUUUCUUACCCCAAAUGGAUUCUCGGCGAGGCACCAGACGAUGCUGGCAGGAUACACAAUGCCACACCUUGCGCCGUCAUUCUCGUAGAGAAGAACGAGGUUGACCUGGAUGCGUUUUACUUUUACUUUUACUCGUACAACGAAGGACCCAACAUCACCCAAGUUCUGGAGCCUUUGAAUCGUCUUGUUACGAGCGAAAAAGCAUCCGCAGGCAUGCAUUUCGGCAACCACGUUGGAGACUGGGAGCAUAACAUGGUCCGCUUUCGAGACGGCAAGCCCAUUGGCAUUUAUUACAGUCAGCAUGUCGAUGGCGAGGGCUAUGAUUGGAAUGAUGGAGCGGUUUCUAAAGCUGGUGACAGACCCAUCGUGUACAGUGCCCGAGGGUCUCACGCCAACUACGCCGUGCCUGGCGCACCCGUACAUAAUGCGGCUUUGGUCGACUACUGCGACGAAGGUAAAAGAUGGGAUCCCGUCUUGUCGGCCUACUUUUACAAACUCGACAUCGACACCUUCACUCUUGUCCCCCUCGCCCCUCCCAAGCAACAAUCUCCGAGAUCUUCCUCCAAUCACACUUCAUGGUUUGAAUACAAAGGACACUGGGGUGAUUUCCAGUUUCCUCAAUCCGAUCCUCGCCAAGAAACCAUCCCCCGCUUCGGAGUUCACCGCUUUGAGACGGGCCCGAACGGACCCCGAUUCAAGCACCUGCUGCGGAAAGGUCUUGUCCGAGAUCAAGCACGGAAAAUGAGCUGGACGGAGUGGGCUGUGGGUAUCUAUAUGUAUUGGUAUCCUUGUUGCAUAAGAGGAUGGAGGAAAUGGAUUUCUGUGGGGGUGAUUAUCACUGCUUUCGCCGCCGUUGCGGUUGGCAUCAUACUUGGCGUUAGGAGGUUGAGGAAACCGAAAACGGUCUACACAAAACUACAGGCGGAAGAUAUACAGAUGGAUGAGUGGAGGAGAGAUGAGGAGGCCUUGCUGUCAUCAUCCGAGGAUGAAGAUGACCGCCAUAGCAAGUAG